Molecule: messenger RNA, 949 nt
Organism: Anoplopoma fimbria (sablefish)
Lineage: Eukaryota; Metazoa; Chordata; Actinopteri; Perciformes; Anoplopomatidae
Product: 2-iminobutanoate/2-iminopropanoate deaminase-like
Exons: 6
Coding region: 104-514 (136 amino acids)
Cellular component (GO): cytosol
Molecular function (GO): deaminase activity
Source: RefSeq, a predicted model, not a curated record
CCUACGUCAUCCAGCGCCCUUGCAGCUUUUUCCUCUCUGUGCUUGCAGCUGCGUUACAGCACUUGUGUCUUUCACUUGGUUUCGUGCACAUAUUUCUAAUAAAAUGGCUGCAUUAAUCAGGAGGAUCAUCAGCACCACUAAAGCUCCUGCUGCUAUCGGCCCGUACAGCCAAGCGGUGGUGGCAGAUCGGACCAUGUAUAUCUCAGGACAGCUGGGGAUGAAUCCGGCUAAUGGACAGUUGGUGGAAGGGGGCGUUCAGGCUCAAACCAGACAGGCUCUUGUGAAUAUGGGUGAGAUCCUCAAAACGGCUGGGUGCGGUUAUGAGAACGUCGUCAAAACCACAGUGCUCCUAGCCGACAUGAAUGACUUCACCAGUGUCAACGACGUUUACAAGCAGUUCUUCAGCACUAACUACCCAGCCAGAGCUGCCUACCAGGUUGCCGCUCUCCCCAGAGGUGGACUGGUUGAGAUUGAAGCAGUUGCUGUAUUGGGCCCUCUGACCGAUGCAUCCUAAGAAGAACAUCCAUCAAAAAAGAAAAAAGAUGCUGAUCACUGAAAAUGAUAGUGUGUGCGCCUUGUUUUGUGGAGCACUCAAGCGUUGAUGAAACAAAAUUCCUACAGAGCACCAAUCAUUUUUAUCAUAUUUUGUAGAGAUUAUGAGGAUUUAACAGUGUCAUAAAUGAACCUCUCAGACAGGACCAGUACACUUUCUCCUCUCUCAUUAACGUUGAUGAGACGUGUGUGGAGACUACGCUGCAUGUUAAAUUCCCUCUGCUCACGUUUCACUUACAAUAGCUGAAGAGUAUCUAAGCCUACCUGCUCUUAUUGAGUUACACUGUACCGGCCAUGUCCUCACCAGACUUACCCGUGGCAGUGUAUCCUCUAUCAUUGAUCCAGGGGAUGGAUGAUGAAAUAUUACUCAAUAAUAAAUGUUUUUUUAUUUGCUUAA